Molecule: messenger RNA, 2718 nt
Organism: Trichosporon asahii var. asahii CBS 2479
Lineage: Eukaryota; Fungi; Basidiomycota; Tremellomycetes; Trichosporonales; Trichosporonaceae
Exons: 1
Coding region: 1-2718 (905 amino acids)
Source: RefSeq, a predicted model, not a curated record
AUGUCAUCUUCUCUGAGCUCGUCUCUGAGCUCCUCCCUCUCCACCGGAGCACUCAGUGCCCAUCCCUUCCUCAACAUGGGCGCAGCCAACAGCAGGUUGCAGCAACAGCAGCAACAACAACAGUCCCAUCAACAAGACCCUCCACAUCUGGACUCGCAUCAUCACUCCUCCGCCAGUACCGGGCCCAAUGGCGAUCUCGGUCUCAAAAUCCCUCCGUUCCAACACCUGGAAUCCCUACCCCACCCCUUGCGCACUCCGACACAGGCAUCCGUAUCAGCGUCCCAGCAGCAAGAGUACUUCCCCGCCCCGACAUCACACAGCCCGCCAAACGUUCCGCCGCCGCCAGCCAAGCUGCGCAGGCAGCAGUCUGACCCCAGGCGCCCAGUGAUGUCAACCCGAGGGUCUUCCUCCGAGUCUCAGCGCAAACAGCAGGUCGCCUUCCCUCCCUCACCAUCAGCGGAUGAGCCAUCUGCUACGACAAUGUCCGGUACGCUUCCUCGCGGGGUCAAGUUCCCGGACACUCUGCCCGUGCCCCUUCCCCGGAAAGCUUCGACGAAGAACACUGCGAGCAGCACGGCACACUCCCGUAGCAUGAGCGUCCCGGAUCUGGAGGACCCCGCCGGACAGCAGCCGCGACGCUUCGGUAUCGUUAGGAAACUGAGUCUGAAGCGCUUCGCUGAUCGGACCACCUCGACGUCUGGACCGGCCCCUCCACCGGGCAGCACGUCCAACGGUCACACGGGCAAUGUCGCUGCGUCCAUGAUCCCCCGAUCACUGAGUCGGAAGGGCAGCUUGUCCAGACUCGGUUCAUCCAGGGGUGCGCAGGCUUUGAAGCGAUCCGCAGCAACAAUGGAAGGCCCCUCGACGUCAUCAACACAGCCCCUGCCAGCACCGCUGACCCAACCGAUGGCCAGCGCAGGAGUCUCGACCGCUCGUCCGGUACGACAACCGACACGGUCUGCAUCGCAUAUGACGAAUCUCGGCAAGGGUAUCGGCGUUCCAUCCCCUGUGCUGGAGGGUUCGGAAGUGAUGGAGACCCCUCGGACGCCUCCGGCUCCGUCCCUGUCACCGGAAUCUGCUGCGCGGCGAGCCAGGGCGACGCGCGACACGAGUUUGUCACCGCGCAAGUCAUCAUUCCGCGGGGUCCGGGCGGCUUCAUCGCCGUAUUCCAGACAGACCCAUCGUCCGGCUGCGCCGUCGUCGAAUGUGUCAUCGUCGUCAAAGUCUUCGGUCAGUCCCGCGCAGCGUGCUGCGCGCGAGUGGCGCGCCAAGCUCGUCAACCUCAGUUCGGCAUCUCCCGAGCAUACGGACGAGGAGGUCGCCGCCACAGGGUUCGGUGGACCUCGCCCCCCGCCUCGUCCCAAAACAGCAGCCGCAGGCAACAGUAACCCCUCGACGCCGCUCUCCGAAGUUCCCCCAUCGAGGCCCCGCCACCGGCGCCGCAGCUUAGACAGCCUUGUCAGCGUCUCGACCAAAUCUGGCAGGCAUCCCAACGUCAGCCCGGCCUGCUCCGCGUUCGGCGACGCAUUCGACGAGCAGCGCCUCUCCAUCUGGUCGGCUGACUUUGAUGCCCUGUCCCUGCACGCCGCGUCCGUCAGUUCGAGCACGGUCUCCAGGGUCUCGCGUGGCACAAACAAGUCGAUGAAGUCGAACAAGUCCAAGGCGUCAACGAACCUGACCAUGGUGCCCGAGGUCCCCAAGAUUCCGGACCACAUGCUCUCGCAGCUGUCCUCGCAGUUGUCCUCCAUUUCGGGUGUCGAGCCGCUCGUCCCGACUUCCGCAGUUGGCCAAGGCGCCAAGUAUGACAAUGGCUCGAUGCUGUCCAGGUCUACUCGCGGACACAACCGGUCCGCGACUGAGGGCCAGUCGACCGUCGUUACGGCCGUCACGGCCGCUACUUCCUUCCCGACCGUCUCCGAGGUGACGGCGUCUACCGAGUCGUUUUCGACGCCCGAAUGGCAGCCUAGCGAGCGCUUCGUGGCGGUCCGCAGCUCGGCGCCCAACAUGUCGCCCGUUCUCGACGUGGAGGAGGAGGAGCCGAAGAACCUACGCGGCCUCGGCCUCAAGAUGGACCUGACCUCGCUGAAGGCAAAGCCUCUACCUCCACCUCCUACGACGGCGCCGUCGACGACUUCCCCGCCCUCCCUUUCGCUAGAGGAUGGCGCGCAGUCCAAUGAGUCGCCGUACCCUUCUCUCUCGACCCGGCGCACCUCUACCCCUGACCACACCGAGUACCUUGUCACCGCUACGUGUGCGACGGUGGACGAGAAGCUGAUGUCUCGCGCCGGCCCCGUGGUCGUCUCGGACAGCGAGGGCGAGUCUGUUCCCGAGCGGAAGCAGCAGCGGCCCAUGGGCCCGCGGAAGAACUAUAACGGACACAUUAGGGACGCGUCCGACGUCAAGAUGGCUAUCGCGCUUGCGCAGCAGUCGCACAAGCUGACCCGCUCCCAGUCUUCGGACAGCAGGAGUAAGGUGUACGUCGGCGGUCCGCGCGAGCCCACCCGCCCCUCGCCGAGUGUGUCCCGCUCCACGUCCCAGACCCUCGUCAAUGUCGCUAUCCCGCGCACAACGUCGAAGUCGGCGUCACUCGACCACCACGGGCCGGAGCUGCUCAAGGCAUACGACCUGACGCCUGGACUCGAGGACGGUGGUAGGCGCCCGAGGAAGAAGGGCAUGCCGAUGCAGGACCUGCGCAAGUGGCUCGAGACGAGCCAGUAG